AUGAUUCAUACCUUCAACAGCCGAGGAAUCGCCAUUGAUUAUUCACGUGAAGGACCCGUCAAGUCUGACUUAAGUUACUUCUCAGCGCUGGAAAUCAUCUCCAAAAACAUGAUCGUCACGGACAUUCACAUACAGCGGUGUCUCCGGGGAUUUUCGUGUGAUGGCCCUCCAGCACGCAGUGAACUGACCUUCUGGGAGAAGUCACUCACUAAAUUGAACUUGUUUCCCGAUGAUUUCCAAUUGUUCGACUACUACAUGUACGUGGAAAAAAGCCCAACGGUGGAGUCGGACCGGUUCGUCAUUGACAUCACGUUCACACUGACAGAGCAGCAACCUGAGUCGAAUAUCAAAAACUCCAAAUUUCUAAAGUACAAAAUAUCUCCCUCUGGUUAUAUUUGGAUUCAAUACAUAGAAGUACUCGACUUCAAGAUCCCUGUUGUUCGCGAAGUCAACGUCUUUUACGGGAAAGAGGAUAUGAAGGAUUCCCGGAAACACUGGGAGUUCGAACCAAGCAGGAUUCCUAUUCCUGGGAAGUUUCUGAUCCACGCAAAAAUAUCGAUGUUGAAGGUUUCAGUGGUUGAUGAGAUUGUCAUUUUGAAAAGUGAGCAAGAUUUUGAUUCCAUCUUGAAGAAGAAUGAGAUGCUCGUCACAACGACACCCAAGUUCAAAAUAAUACAAUUGAGUGAUAUGCACAUUGGGCAAGAUACUGGCGCAUGCUACGAUGAUUGCAAAUUUGAUAUUGAUACUCUCGAAUUCGUCAAAUCUGCGAUACAACAAGAAGGCGACGUCCAACUCAUCGUCAUUACAGGCGACAUGAUCGAUGUCUCACGAACCACGCAUUAUGGAUCUGUGGUUUUGAAAGCCUUGUCUCCCGUGUUGGAGUCAGGGAUUCCUUUCAUUUUCACAUUCGGAGAUUCGGAUUAUAGGCGCACGGGUCAUGUCAACAAGAUCGAAAUCUUGAAUUUCAUUGCCAGUCUUCCUGGGUGCUAUAACAAAAAAUACGAUGACCUAGACCACAGGCUACACGGAUUGUCCAACGGGAAUUUGAAGAUCUACAAUGCACAAUCGACGUCAGAGGAUGGACAAAUCGAUUUGCAAAAUCUUCCGUUGAAACCCGCCAACGCUCUUGUUACCUACCUAGACUCGGAAGGUAAAAUGGUAAAAGACUCGCAGGCCAAUUACGUGUACCGUGUCAACCAUAAACAAAGUUCUGAUACUGAGCAUAAGCUUCUCUUUCUUCACUACCCACUCCCGAACUUUCGUCCUAAAGGAACCGUGAAGUUGAUCGGUUCAUACAAUGAGAAACAUGAAUUGGUAACCGAAACCGACAAAAAAUUUCUAGAAGACAUCAAGGCUAGUGGCUACAAAGCUGUUGCUGUGGGCCAUGAACACGAAAACGAUGCGUGUAUCUGGGAGGAGACUGGCGGGGCAAAAGUGCUUCUAUGUUACUCCGGUGUAACAGGAGAAUCUGGAUUGACGCGGCUUGACCCGGGCUACAAGCGUCGUCUACGGGUGUUCGAAUUUGAUUUCGAGAAAAACAAAAUAUAUGGCUGGAAGCGUGAUCAAGAGAAGUCAAUUGAUCCGCAAGAGAUCUGGUCAGGGGAGGCUGCAGGUUAA
Molecule: messenger RNA, 1617 nt
Organism: Metschnikowia bicuspidata var. bicuspidata NRRL YB-4993
Lineage: Eukaryota; Fungi; Ascomycota; Pichiomycetes; Serinales; Metschnikowiaceae
Exons: 1
Coding region: 1-1617 (538 amino acids)
Cellular component (GO): cytoplasm
Molecular function (GO): phosphoprotein phosphatase activity
Source: RefSeq, a predicted model, not a curated record